CUCGUAGUCGUGGAUAGGACUGCUACGUACCGUUGGGAAUCAAGUUCCAGCUUGGUCUGCAACCGUAGUUUCGUCGUGUAUGUGUCACUAGCCGAUGACAUGGAACCUGCGCCCACAGGGGUCGGUGGCAUGGAAAGUGCAGUCAAGUCCUUGGAUUCAGCGCGGCUGUUGCACAGGGUCGGAAGUUUACUUGGAACGUUGAAAUACCGUGGCGUGGACCUACAAGCGCCCUGCAGCGACACCCUCGGCAAAAGCAAGUGCUGGCUAAGGUGGCACCUGCCCGCUGUGAACGAAGUCCUCUGGAAAAUCUCCAUGCAGGUCGUGGAACAUGCACCCGGUGCGUUCACGCUGGGCAGCGUUGAAGCUGCCGAUGUGGACACGGUACGUACGGACGCCUCUUUUCAGGACGGCGGCCUCCUUGUGUACUGGCUGCUCAAGCAUCACAGCUGCAUCAAGCGCCUUGUCCUGGGCAUCACGGCUGUUCCGCUGUGGCACUUUCCUUCGCUGCUCGCCAGCGCAAUCCAUGCCAGCCGAGGCAUCGUAGAGGUCGCAGGACACCCUAACGACAUGACGGAGUCCUGGCGGGAAAUCCGUCAGUGCAGGGUUCUGGCGUGCGCCCUGGGAAAACUGUCGCCUGCGUUGAAUUGCUUAGAUUUGACGUCGCUGAAACUGGACCACGUCGCAGCAGAGUGCAUCGCCGAUGACAUUGCCAGGAGCAACCUGCAGCGCCUGCACCUUUGCAGCGAAAUGUCAGCGAGUGUCACACGGAAACUGUUGUCUGCCGUCAGCUCCUGCCAAAGCCUGACCUCUCUCGAGCUCACCGGUUUCACGCAGUUCUCUCGGUCCAGUGCAGUCGCGCUAGCAGCCGCCUUGAAGCGCAACAGAACGCUACGGAGACUGUUUCUGAAGUUCGUGGAGGAUGACGUGGUCGGUAUCAUCCUUGCCUCUCUGAAGAACAACGAAGCGCUACACGAGCUGUCGCUCGACUAUUCAAUAGACUUUACGCGUUCUACAAUGUGGGACGGUCUUCAAGCACUUCGGGAGAACAGGGUGCUCAAGUGCCUCAAACUUACUGAUGCCUACCUUUCUAACAGCUGUGCAAUGGUCAUAGCUGAAGUCCUGCGGCACAACAAUGCGCUCGAAGAGAUUUCGCUUUCUACGAACCAGAUCAGCGACCUCGGGGCGCGAGCACUGGCGAAGACACUGAAGCAGAGUUCUAGCAUAAGGCGACUCGACAUCUCAAGUUGCCGAUUGACCGCCGGUGUCGUGCCGAAGUUUAUAGAAGCGAUUUCGCGGAACGGCACGAUCGAAUGCGUAGAACUCGGCAACGUCGACAUCCCCGAAGGGUGGGCCCCGACAUCGCCUCUUACAGCUGAUGUGUUCGCUCGCUUGCACGUUUCGUGGAACGGCCGCGGGCUUGAGGAAUGGGCUGCGUGUCUACCCUGUGAAGGGCACCGCUUUCCCCGACCGUCCAUUGGCUGGAACAACGCUGCGAACUACUCGAGCAUUGUGCAGUGGUUUUCCGCAGCGCGCGCCAGUAGUGCGUCUCUCGUGGAACUGGUCAUCGAGUGUCCGCGCGCAGUGGGCGCAGACUGCACCGAAGCGGUCGUCUCUUUUCUAGAGACCACACAUUCCCUCAAAAAGCUGAUUGUGCGUCCGUCCCAUUGUAACUACGUGUUCUCAGCUGCGGUUAUUAACGGUCUCGCCCGUAAUAAGACCGUCUGCGAGGCCGAGUUCCACCAGGAGCUCCGCGCCCACUUGGAUGUUAAGGCUAUUGAGGCCCUCCUGCUCGCCAACCGAACUCUACACCGUCUAAAGUUCAGGGAUGACUCUCUCCCCAGCAAGGCGCCUACUUUGUUCGCACGUGCGCUGGAGGACAACUUCGUGUUCCUCACUCUGGAAUUUGAGCGCCACUACGUGAGAAACGACAUGUACCCAAUAGUGAGCGCCCUGAACAGGAACAGAUCACUUCUGAACAGAGCAGUCGAAUGUGUCCUGGGCGCUGCUAGGGAUGAGCUGUCGGCACGAGCCCUUCGCCUUCUUUCGGCCACCGAAUCGCUUCUCGAUGCAGUUACUGACGUUUCGGGCAAGACGCGCGAGGAGUGCCGGUGUUUGGUGCUAGAAGCAGUGCGCCGCCUCAAUAGUCAAGCCUCUGAAGAUGUUGUUACGAGUCGCUUACACAAAGUAGACGAAGACUGCGAUCGGCCCACGGCUCCAGUUUGUGUAAACAGUCAUUGUGUAUAA
Molecule: messenger RNA, 2244 nt
Organism: Dermacentor andersoni
Lineage: Eukaryota; Metazoa; Arthropoda; Arachnida; Ixodida; Ixodidae
Source: RefSeq, a predicted model, not a curated record